UGAACUCAACCUUGAUCCUCGAACCUUGGGUAUGCACUAACUAUUUGACAACUUGUGACCAUUAUUUGAAAUGGUCUUCCUGACCUUGACUUGUUCGUUGCGCUUGUCACCCGAAACUAAUUACGCGAUCUAUUUUUAGGUUGAAGGCUUGAUUUUGGCCUUUUCUCUCAAUUUCACCCUAGAGAGGUUGAUGAAAUUGGAAGAAUUCAACGGACAGUGCUUUUUCUAUUUCCAUUUCAUUGUGUUUUCGUCGAUCUAUCUAUUAACUUGGCCGCUCAUAACUCAUCAGAAGAUUCUUUGUCUGUUCGCAUCAAUCAAGUAUCCCUCACUUAUCAUAAAAGGGGUUGUCAAAAAAGACGAAGGAACAGAUUUGACAGAAAUAUUUCCUUUCGGAGAAUGAAAAUGCGUGGGUUAAACGGGAUAUUUUGCUUCACAAGAAUUCGAACACAUUUGCUCUUGACCGACCACAUAAAGACAAAUAUCGUACAGUGUCUGGCUGAGUGGGUGCCACCACGCUUGCCACUAGGCACAAAGGUAAGACUGAAGUUUUCUUCCUAGACGCCCGGAACCCUCAAGUAGUACCUAAACUACACACUCCAAGCAACCCUCCAUCAGUUUGACUGGUCGCAUUCAAGGGGCAGAAAGUGAAAUUUUUCCAAUCUGAGGGAACUAAAACAACUCCUGAAGCAGUAUCAUCUUUGACUUGAGGUGUGUGAGACGAUAUUCAAAUUCCUAAGUGAAUAUUGACAUCACCUUCACCAUCAGAAGCAUCGCUGCAUCAUCAUGAGUGGACAAAUUGGAACCACCACCACCACCUCCAAAUGGAUGACUCUCGUCUUCGUGGCCUCUCUUUUGGGUUUGUCGAUGGCCGAGGAAACCGAGGUCGAAGGACAAGAAUCGAGAAUUGGCAAUAUUAGUGAGUCAUUCCUAACAAAUAUAUGUUCUUGAAUGAAGCUAGACUAUCUUGUACUAUCAGAUGACCAAUUUGCUGGAAAUUGCGCAUCCACGAUAAACAUGGCUUCCAAGAAAGAUCAUAAAUACCUACUAUGUAAACUAUUGGCAAAGUAGCAAGCAAAGUAGCGGAGACUUUUAUGAGCCGUCCUAAAAUAGUCCCUGAGUAUCCCUUCGAAAUGAAUGAACAAGAAUACUCGCGCACAGUUUGGUCGGAAAAUGAACAUGAUCCUCAUUCCUGAAAAAGAGAUGGAAGGAUAUUGAAGUAGGAAGAGAAAUGAGGAUUUAGUUGCUAAAAUAUUCCACAGGUCUUGGUUAAGAGACGAAAAGCGGGCAAACACACAAAGGAAGAUAUUUGGACCUUUAGGUUUAUCUUGGUACGAAGCGACUCGAGGGGGUUUCUAAUCUGGAGAUUUCCAAAUUUCAUUUUCUCGACCAAGAGCUCCCUUAAGGUCAUAUGAAGAAGCUGACAAAGGGUCUCGAACUCGGCUCAAAGUCAUUAACCUUUUUUUGUCAUCUCCUCUGGCAAAACGGCGUAGCUUGUGGUUUGGUGGUUUUGUGGUUGGUAUGGUCGCAAAAAUCUGCUCCCAAUUUCAAGUGAGGGCUUUGGGUUCCCAUUAUCAGUUCCUCACCCUCCCUGGUUGGCCUUUUCAAAACUUUUUGGCUAACGUCUCUUUGAAUGUUGUGAAAAUAUAUUUUUUUUUCAUUUUCUUUACUACACACUAUUUCCAACAUUGUUAAAGGUGGAUCAUCUUAAUGCACAGAUAUUGAUUAGGUUUCCGUGAUUGAGUCGGAACCCUGUGGAACUUUUGAUUGUAAAUCUCGAAACCUAGUCAACGUUUCUUUUGCUACAGCGUCUCUGUGUUCUGUUCUGUCCUAUUUUACUUUACCAUAAACCUCUUCUUAAGAUCCUUCCUUCCAUUCUUGCCUUAGAUAUUAGUGGUUUGGCCAACAACAACAACGCUGGAAUCAUUGCGGCCGUCAUUGUCUUUGCCAUCAUUAUUGACGCAGUUUUCGUUUGGGUUGUGUUUCAAAAUUUUGGACGCCGCCGUUCGGGCCAAGGUCGUCCCCAAUAUGUGAAUAAGCAAUUCAAUUCGCGCUCGGAUGCGCCUGAAGAUGAGUCCAAUGUCUUGAGCUCACUCACCAAUGCGUAUCAAAGGUCUACCCGAUCUUCAAACCCUGUCUUAUAUUAACCUUUUCACCUCAUUUCUGUUAUUGGCCAUCAUUUGGCUGGUUCUAACCCCAAUCCUGGAUGGCACCGUAACCAUCGUCAGGAGUGACAACAUUAACACAGACCAUUACGAAUCCAACUCACUAUUAACCGAUGACCGAUCAGCAUACAUGACUAACUUUGACUCUGAAGAACAAUCCCUAGCCAUUGGGCAAGACUACGUUUAUGAUGAUGGCAGUCAAUACGCUCCCACAUAUUAUAGUGAGGCCGAGACCGAUGGUCAAUAUCGAUACCAAAAUGACUGGAAUUUUGCCUCCAGAGUCUUCCCAAAUAUCUGGACGCGAAUGAGCCGAAAACUCGAUGGCAUUGAUGUUUUGGACAGCACGUUUGGCUUGAUGAAGAUUGAUUCGGAGACUUGUCGUGCCAAGUCUGUGUGCGAGAUGGAGGCCAAAGCGGCUCAAAGUCCAUUUUUCGCUGUCAUCAUGAGGAGUGCUAACAAAUAUUUGAGUGGGUUGGAACGCUAUGGAGAGGCCAGAUAUUUCGGACAGACUGGUCAAGAUUGCUCCCUGAUUUAUUCUGAAUGCUCCUCGUCGUUGAGGCCUUACUAGAUGGUCCUACCUCACUCCAUGAUAGGCCUUCCCUCGCCACUGCUUCUACUACGAAUAACACGCCACAUUCUCUCUUUAUCGAAAAAAGCUCGACAAGGGGAAACAGCUCACAAUAAAGUACAAAGAAAAUGGGUUAUAACGUCCUUGAAAGUGGGCCUAUGCUACGUUAAGUAUGUGGGAGAAGUUGUAAGGUAUAAUUUGGGUUGAACUUGACAUCCGAUGAUUCUACAUUGAUAUGAAUGCUUCUGAAUGAAAUGAAAUACAA
Messenger RNA from Tigriopus californicus, 2995 nucleotides. RefSeq lists its product as uncharacterized. The record is from RefSeq and is a predicted model, not a curated record. The coding region runs from base 2098 to 2730 and encodes 210 amino acids. The transcript is spliced from 6 exons. NCBI's taxonomy places the organism in Eukaryota, Metazoa, Arthropoda, Copepoda, Harpacticoida, Harpacticidae.